UUUUCUAUGCAUACUAUUAUCCAACAUGUUUCCUAAUAAUGAAAGGGAUGAUGAUGAUCAAUUCUUUGAUGAUGCUUACAUGGAAGAUGUGGUCAUAUUCGAUACUGAUGAUGAUAUUAUGGAGUUUCUUGAGGAUGCUCUUAUUGAUGACGAUCCACCAAAGAUGAUCAGGCCUGCCAGUAAAUCAGCCAUUGAAGGGUUGGAGAAGGUAAAGAUCGAUGAAAGAUCAUUAGUGUCGUGUUUGGUGUGCUUUGAAGAUGUUUCAAUCGGGACUGAAGCCAAACGCCUGCCCUGCUCCAAUGUUUAUCGUACAGGGUUUUUCUAUUUCUUAUCAAUAUCUUUGAGACCAAGAUUGGUCCUAAAGAACACUGUUCAGUCAAUCAAUGUUUUGAUCAAAUCAAGUGGAUACUUUACAGAAACCAGGACGUUGAGUUAGUAUUCACGAGAGCAAACAAGAGAAGCUAGUGUUUCCAACAAAAUGAAUUGAUACACUGACUCAAACGAAACUAAAUCCAACUU
This is a messenger RNA of Durio zibethinus, 519 nucleotides long. The record is from RefSeq and is a predicted model, not a curated record. NCBI's taxonomy places the organism in Eukaryota, Viridiplantae, Streptophyta, Magnoliopsida, Malvales, Malvaceae.